Molecule: messenger RNA, 2609 nt
Organism: Cucumis melo (muskmelon)
Lineage: Eukaryota; Viridiplantae; Streptophyta; Magnoliopsida; Cucurbitales; Cucurbitaceae
Product: probable leucine-rich repeat receptor-like protein kinase At1g68400
Exons: 3
Coding region: 791-2413 (540 amino acids)
Biological process (GO): protein phosphorylation
Molecular function (GO): protein binding; ATP binding; protein kinase activity
Source: RefSeq, a predicted model, not a curated record
ACUACCUCUCGUUGUAAUGCUCGUUUCAUACCUUUUCUAGAGACCACAGCUGCUACGAGCACCUAAAAAUGGAAGACAAUGAUGGAAGACUGUUGUGUAAAACAGUAAAAGCCUGUUGGUUUUUGGAAACUCCGUUCAACAAAACACUGUUGUGAAGAACUUUGUCACCGUUGAAAUGAAACUCCAGUUCAAAGAAAACAUGAUUGUUUGUUUGUUUAGGGUUAAUAUUAUUAUUCAUUUUCAUUUAAAAACAGAUUGUACAAUCGUGGGCACUCUGACAAUCGAUCACAUCACCCGAAAGGGAAACACAAAGGUGAGGGCAAAAUUCAUAAUUUGGUAUUGUUACCAUGUAAACGGAGGAUGAAUUGACAUUUUCUUUCCAAGGGGAUCAUUUGGCCGAUUUGGUUAGCUGAAUGGGUCGUACAUACAAAUUUCGGAACUCGAUAUCUGGCCCCGGCGGGGUGAAUAAACCGAAUAUCCGAACAGGAACACGGGAUAGAAGCACCAUGGAAAUAACUGAUGCUGAGAAACUUCACCGACGUCCCCGCAAUAAUUGGGCGGUCGUUCACGAAGGUCCGGUCGUGACGCCGUCGGACGGUGAAGAACCACGACUACGAUCUCCGACUGUCGAACGCUCAAUUCGUAAGCGAGGUCUGGACUGGAGGGAUUCUGAGAGAGUACGGAAGAAAACACAGCAGUAUAUGUUCCAUCAUUCACAGCUUGUUCGGAUGGUGGUUUAUCAGCAUCUGAAGCUUUUCUUAGCUUUAUAAAAGCCAUUGACCCACAAGACAUGCUUGGGAUUGGCACAAACGAAUCAACGCAACAUCUGCACUUGAAUAAGUUGGAAGGUGUAAAAUAUAGCCCUCAGGGUGAUAUUGUUGAAAUCAGGUUUGAGAAAUUGAACCUCAGUGGCAGAAUUGAUGCAGAUUCUGUCUGCAAGCUUUCUAGUCUAAGAGUUCUUAACUUGGCUAAAAACAACAUCCAAGGUAACAUUCCUAAUUCAAUUGUGUGCUGUACAAGGUUGACUCACUUGAAUCUUAGCAACAACAAUUUGAGUGGAGAGUUACCUUUUGUUCUGCCAAAACUCAAACAUCUUAGGAGAAUAGACAUUUAUAACAAUCACUUUACUACCACCUCACCUCAAUUCAAGGAGUUGAUGCAUAGGAAGUCUCUGAGAUCAUGGGUGGUUCGGCGAGACACCAUCAAUCCCAGUGUAGAAGCUGUGUCACCCGUCUCGUCUAGCUCACAAAGUAGUAAGUCUGAUAGUGGUGUGGGAGCACACUGGCUUGGCUCCAAUAAGUUAAUAUUGUUGAUAAUCAUUAUCGUUGGAUCUGCAACCUUUUUAAUAUUGUCAGUCCUAGUAUGCAAGAGGGCUUCAAAGUUAGGACUUAAAAAAGAGAUAUUUCAUAAGGCCCUUCAGAAGUCUCCUCCUGUUGCGGCUCUAUCAGCCAUGUCUAGUGAGGCAGAAAAACCAGAUGAAUCCCUUCAAGUCCAGCAAGAGCUCAUGUUCUUUAAUGAAGAAGAUGAACAAUUCAAAGUGGAGGACCUUCUUGAAGCAACAGCAGAUUUACAAAGUUUGGAUAUCUGCACUAGUCUUUUCAAGGUUAGGUUAAAGAGCCAAUAUUAUGCUGUCAAAACAUUGAGGAAAAUGCAGAUAAACUUUGAUGAAUUUCGUAAAACCAUGAUGCUAAUAGGAAACUUGCGGCACCCAAAUAUUUUGCCACUUGUGGGUUAUUAUUCAGCAAAGGAUGAGAAACUACUGAUCUACAGGUACCAGCAACGUGGAAGUCUGCAUGAAAUGCUUGAGAGUUGUAUUGAAGGAAAGCAAAAAUUCCCAUGGAGAAUUAGACUAUCCAUAGCAAGUGGAAUAGCAAAGGGUCUGGGUUUUAUAUACCAAAGAUCAAAUACACAUGACUCCAUUCCACAUGGGAAUUUAAAACUUUCAAACAUUCUCUUGAACGAAAACAACGAACCGCAAAUCAGCGAAUAUGGGAUCACAAAGUUUCUAGACGCUAAGAGAGUUCGUCUUCUUUCCUCAAAGGGGUAUACAGCCCCUGAGAAAAAGCUAUCUGAGAAAGCCGAUGUAUAUAGCUUUGGAAUCAUAUUACUUGAGUUAUUAACAGGAAAAAUGGUAGCAAAAGAAGGUAUCAAUCUCCCCAAAUGGGUCAGAAACAAGGUAAGAGAAGAAUGGACCUGUGAAGUUUUCGACGAAGAAGUUGCUCGAAAUGCUGAAAAAUGGGCGUUUUCUGUGCUGCUUGUUGCCUUAGAUUGUGUCUCUCAUUACCCUGAAGGAAGGCCAACCAUGGCCGAGGCUCUGAAAAAGAUAGAGGAAGUAGUGAAGGUAGUGGAAGAUCAUGAACAACGCAUUUCACCUUUGUCUUCUGAUUUUGGCUCUCCUGAGUCUUAUCGUUAGUACUUCUGUAUACACACAUACAGGAUAUUUUUGUUUUCUUACCAAGCCUGUUUUGGUUUGUGUCGAACCUGAACCGUUAUUCAUAUUAACGUAUCAGUAGUAUUGCUUACCGAGUACAAUUGUGAUGUAGAAUAUGUGAUGUAGUAUUGCUUACCGUUAUUCAUAUUAAAGAUUUAUAGAUACUACCGUUUUUCUA